Messenger RNA from Plasmodium knowlesi strain H, 972 nucleotides. Its product is annotated as SICAvar, type II (fragment). Lineage: Eukaryota; Apicomplexa; Aconoidasida; Haemosporida; Plasmodiidae. The transcript has 3 exons. Bases 1 to 972 code for a protein of 323 amino acids. The record is from RefSeq and is a predicted model, not a curated record.
AUGGCACCGGACCCAGUAUCACAAUCAGGUUCAAGUUCAGGAACAAGUUCAAGUUCAAAUUCCGCUUCUUCAGGUUCAGGUAGUAAUCGUGGUGGUUGGUGGGACGAAGGUCUUUCAGAUGUUGUUGCUCGUGCUCGUACGCCAGCACCAGCCGCACCUGCGGCUCCUACUACUAUAACGGGUAAAAUAUUUUACGGUAUUCGAGGACUUUGGAGUUUUGGGACAGGAAUUCUUGAGAACGUGCAAACAAAAAUUGCGACUACGCUGUCUCCAGUUAGAUUGAUCACAGCAAUUCCAAGCGCUUUUAAUACUGCUACCGAGGUAGCUGCCCCCGUUAUACAGACAGUUCAUCAAGCUACAGGAGGUGAAGUACAACCUGUUCCUUCACCCCUACCUACUCCACCGGUGAAACCCGUCGAACCAGUUCCCCCUGCCCCCCCCACGAACCCUACAAAACCAUGGGAUCGGCUUAUCCCUUUUGUUGCUUUGGCUCCUGCUACAAUUGCUAUUUCUGUUUUUUCCUACUUAAUCUGGAAGUAUUUUGCUCAACUGCGUAAGAUAAGACUCUACAGAAGAGCUCCUUUAAGAAUUCCCGGUCCAUCCGUACAGGAACAACUCCUUGAUCAUGUGGAAGAAGCUGGUCCACAUGAAUAUCGAUUGGUUAAGGAACGAAAACCUCCAUCUGUUCCAGCGAGAACAAAACGUUCUGGUCUCGAUCCUGCUGGUGGUGGUCGCGUGAAUCGUCGAACGAUUAUUAAAAUUCAUUUUGAACUGGUGGACGAAUGUCAAAAAGGGAACACAAAAUUGACUCAGAAUGAUUUUCUGGAACUUUUAGUUCGAGAGUUUAUGGGAAGUGAAUUUAUGGAAGAAGAAGAACAGGUUUCUAAGGAAGAGGUUCUUAUGGAAGGGGUUCCUAUGGAAAGUGUUCCAAUGGAACGUGUUCCAAUUUUAGGUUCCGUGUUUAUGGUUUAA